GGUUUAUCCGGUCAGAACACAAACCCUCACCCCCUCCUAUAAAUAUCCGCCAAACCGGACCAAAUCGCCUCCUCUCGAUUUUUGGGUUCUUUCGGCUCUGCAGCGAGCGAGCGAACGCGAGGCGAAAAGCCAAGCGGAGGAGGAAGCGAUUCGAUUCCGUCCGCCGCCGCCGGUGAGAUGGCGUCGGCAUCCGAGAUCAUCCUGCCAAUCGGCACGCAGAAGCACGAUCCGGCGUGGAAGCAUUGCCUCAUGGUGCGGUCGACUGGGCGGACCAAGCUCAAGUGCGUGUACUGCUUCAAGUUGUUCCUCGGUGGUGGCAUCCAUCGCAUCAAGGAGCACCUCGCCCGGCAUAAGGGAAACGCGUCGUGCUGCCCCAAGGUGCCGCUGGAGGUGCAGCUGGCUAUGCAGCAUAGCCUAGAUGGCUCCUCGGCGAGGAGGAAGAAGAAGCUCAAGUACUCAGAGGAGGCGACGACGAAUGCUAGUCCUAUUCAAACAGCGAUACCGAUGCAAUUAGAAGGAGGCGAGGUUGGUUCCGGGAUGCAGAUGAUGCAGAUUCAGGAUGUGAUCGACAUGGGCGCAGUCCCUGUGGAGGUGCGAGAGGAGGGAGUUGUAUCUAAACCUCCUGAAAAAGUGCGGAAAAAGAGAUCAAGGUUGACUUCGCCUCUCCAAAAUUCUCUUUUCCCCCAACAGACUCCUGCUCUGAUCGCAGACGCCGGAAAGUCUAUUAUCGGAGACAGCGUCACCAAGGACCAGGUUUGUAUGGCUAUUGGGAGGUUCCUAUUCGAGGCUGGGGUGCCUCUGGAAGCUGUCAAUUCGCCACAUUUCCAAUCUAUGGUAGAUGCGCUCGCUUUGGUUGGACCCGGCGUGGGAGCGUUUUCUUAUCAUGAUUUUCGUGGCUGGAUUUUGAAGCGAUCAGUCGAAGAGAUGAAUAAUACAUUGGAGCAGUACAGGGCCACAUGGAGUCGCACUGGGUGUUCAGUGUUGGCAGACGAAUGGAUUACGGCUACGGGUAAGACUUUGAUAAACUUCUUAGUCUAUUGUCCUGAAGGAACCAUGUUCCUCAAAUCUGUCGAUGCUUCACACAUUGUGUCAUCGGCCGAUACUCUGUACGAGCUACUUAAGCAUGUCGUAGAGGAAGUCGGCGAGAAAAAUGUAGUUCAGGUCAUCACGAAUUACACUGAGAUCCAUAUUGCUGCUGGGAGUAAGUUGACUGAGGCGUUCCCAACCUUGUUUUGGACGUCAUGUUCUUCGCAGUGCAUUGAGGCAAUGCUAGAGGAUAUCAGUAAAUUGGGAGUGAUAAGUGAGAUCAUUGAGAAUGCUAAAGCAAUCACAGGAUUUAUGUAUUCUCAUGCAACUAUUCUGAACAUGAUGAGGAAUCACACAAAUGGGAAAGAUUUGAUAGUUUCUUGCAACAGUCGACCUGCCAUGAGCUUUAUUGCAUUGAAGAAUAUGAUUAGCCUAAAGGAGAAUUUGAGAACAAUGAUCACUUCCGAAGAGUGGCUGGAUUCACCAUAUUCAAGAAAGCCUGCAGGACUUUUAAUUACUGAUCUUAUUUGUAGCUUGAAUUUUUGGUCUUCUUGCGUUGCAAUUGCUCGAAUAACAGAACCACUUUUGCGGGUUCUUAAAUUAGUAGAGAGCAAUAAGAAGCCAGCCAUGGGGUAUAUUCAUCUCGCUAUGUAUCAAGCCAAACAGACAAUAAAAAAGGAACUUGUUAAGAAGGAAGACUACAUGACUUAUUGGGAGAUUAUAGACUGGAGAUGGAAUAGACAACUGCCUUGUCCUCUUUAUGCAGCCGCCUUCUUCCUGAAUCCUCGCUUCUUCUUCAGCAUUCAAGGUGAUGUGUCCAAUGAGAUAUCGUCCGGAGUGCUUGAUUGCAUAGAAAGACUUGUGCCUGACGCAAACACCCAAGACAAAAUCCAAAAGGAGCUCAGUCUCUAUAAAAGUUCUUCAGGUGACUUCGGAAGGAAAAUGGCUAUUCGAGCAAGAAACACUUUACUUCCGGCUGAGUGGUGGUUGACCUAUGGAGGAGCUUGCCCGAACUUAAUGCGUCUAGCCAUUCACAUACUCAGUCAAACUUGCAGUAUGAGGGGAUCCGAACGAGUUCAGGUUCCUUUCGAGCAAAUUCAUAACCAUAGAAUGAACUAUCUAGAGCACCAACGUCUUUCUGACCUCAUCUUCGUGCAUUAUAACUUGCGACUCCAGAGAAGACAAAUUUUCAGGCAGAAACCAUUCGAUCCAAUUUCUGUCGACAAUAUCGACGUCGUGGGGGACUGGGUUGUCGAAAAAAAUGAAUUGUUCUCUGUUGACGAUGAGCCUUCCAAUUGGAUGCUACUGAACCAACCAGUGGAAGCUCAAAUGCAAUGGGGGAAUGUAGACGAUGAAGAAAUUGAAGCUUUCCUUGCUGGCAUUGAUGAUGAGGUGAUCCAAGGUGCGGGCAAGAAUGUCGAAGAUGAUGGCGAUGUAAAAGAGGAGGUCCACGUAGAUGCUUCUUUUACGUGAAUUGAUUCUUUCUUUUUCCAUUUUUCAGAUCCCAACGUGUUAGUGUAGUUCUGUAGAUAAUUCUAUUUGCCAGGCGACUGAUCGUAUCCUUCAAUGUAUGGGACCGUUGUUCUUCCAGAAAUAAAUAUCUCGAGAGUGUAGAUUUAAUA
Messenger RNA from Zingiber officinale, 2648 nucleotides. RefSeq lists its product as uncharacterized. The record is from RefSeq and is a predicted model, not a curated record. Bases 178 to 2499 code for a protein of 773 amino acids. The transcript has 5 exons. Gene Ontology annotation, molecular function: DNA binding; protein dimerization activity. NCBI's taxonomy places the organism in Eukaryota, Viridiplantae, Streptophyta, Magnoliopsida, Zingiberales, Zingiberaceae.